AUGAUGAGAUUAAAGAUCUUGCGAGCAUCUAGAAUUAACCCUGCACUUCUGAGGCUAAGGCCCCCGCAUCUUUACAGCAUCAACAAAAGCCAGGCAUUCCGAUUCUAUGCUACAGAUAUCGAAGAUUUGAAACGACAAUCGGAUAGAACAGAGUCUGAUAACUCUGCUUCAACUACCGGUGUCAUUGAUAAAGAAGCAAAUGAAGUCUUGUUAUAUUAUUCAUUCUCCAAUUCACGAAACUUUGUCAAACAGUACAUUUCGAGAUUUUUGCCAUCAAAAUUCUUAGGAGAGCAAGUCGAGGAAAAAGUCAAGGAUGUGUCGUAUCCAUUACCCCAGAACUCUUCCAUUACCGAAGUCUUGCAUUUACCAAGAGAUAGUGGAGCGUUUGUCAAGUUUAAAUAUUCGCCAUCGUUAACCGCAAAGGAAUUUAUUCAGGAUAUCAGAUCAAACAUUGCAGAGUCAAAUACUAAGCGGUACAGCAAUAUAUUCAUGAAGGCAAUUGGCUUUGUUUGGGAUAGAUCUACCCAGGUUUACACGGUCAAGGGUGUUCCAUGGAUUGAGGACUUGAAAAGAUUUCCGAGUCAGAAAAUUGGUAUAACUUAUGAGGGCAAUCCACUCACAGAAGAGGAAUUGUAUGUCCUUUUUAGACGUUAUGGCCUAAUUGAUGAUAUUAAAGUUGAAUCAACACAAUCUUUUGUUCUUUUCGAUACAGUUAGAGCAGCUAUUUGUGCAAAACAUUGUAUUACGGGAAUGCAAUUGAAUGGCGGGAAAACAACCAUCCAUAUUCAGUACGUGCCUGUAAAGAAAACCAAUUUCAUUAUUGAAAUGAUUUCUUCCCAUACUAAAAUUGCAUUGCCCGUUAUUUUAGCCCUUUUGGCAACAUUUGCUGUUUUGAUCUUUGAUCCAAUCAGAGAAUGGUUUAUUCAGUUGAAAAUCACACGUGCUAGCCACUCUUUUGAUGAGUUCAAGGAAAACAAAUGGUUCAAAAUUGUUUAUAUCCCAUAUAAACAACUCCUCAAUGCAGUCUCUAGUGGUUACGAUUAUAUUGACACACAAUUGCAUGAAGUAACCGGAAUAAAUAACGCUGAUGAAUGUCUGGAUGACAAUCAGGUUUUGCAAGAAAAGAAUUGGGAGAGCAACAUGUUUUGGAGAGAAAGAUUCGAGAAGGCUAAGCAGUUGAAGCUCUGGAUUAUGGAAAACAUUGAUACAUUUAUCAUCGUUAAGGGUCCCCAAGGGUCUGGUAAAGAAGAGUUUGUUGUUGAUCAUACUCUUAUGGCAGAUGCCAAGUUGAGAAAAAAAGUCUUGCUAUUAGAGUGUGACGAAUUGAGCAAAGCAAGAUCAGAAAACAGUUUGAUUGCUUCCACUGCAUCUCAAUUGGGUUAUUUCCCUGUGUUUACAUGGACGAAUUCAAUAUCACAAUUUAUCGAUUUAGGUUUGCAAGGUUUAACUGGACAAAAAUCCGGAUUAAGCGAGAGCAAAGAAACGCAGAUCAAAAACAUGUUUUCAUUGGCAACACAAGCAAUUAGGAGUUUAACAGAUGGCGACUAUAACAAGUACAAAACCAAUAUUGAAAAGAAGAAUAGAAGAUUAAAAGACGACGAAAAGAUUGAAGUUUUAAGACUUGAAGAGUUUUUGGCGCAGCAUCCGGAAUCGAAACCAAUUAUUGUGAUCAACAAGUUUGCACGGAAAGCUGAUGUACUGAGCAAUGACUUUAUCUUUCCGUUAAUUGCUGACUGGGCAUCUGGGUUGAUUCAAAAUAAUAUCGCGCACGUUGUUUUUACAACGGCUGAUGUUGGUUCCUUGCAGCAUUUGAAUGAUGCAUUGCCCAAUCAAGUGUUUAAAAAUAUCUCACUCAGUGAUGCUUCGAUAGCUAGUUCCAAGCAAUAUAUCUGUGAUGCUUUAAAGAUGAAGGACACUGCCACUUUGGAUGAUUGUAUUGCCCCAUUGGGUGGUAGAAUGUUGGACUUGCAAGCCUUUAUUCGUCGUAUCAAGUCUGGUGAAGAUCCACUGCAAGCAAUCGAUGAAAUGGUCAACCAAGCAGCAGAAUUGAUCACCACAUUCUUCCUACAUGAACAUAAAUUCAGCAAUGAUGACAGUAAUUGGAAUCCAUCGCAGGUGUGGUUAAUAAUGAAGCUCUUGUCAAAGAAAGACGUGAUUGACUAUGAUAGUUUAAUUAAGCUGCCUUUGUUUAAGCAAUCAAAAGAGACAUUGGACACGUUGUCCACCUUGGAGAAGUAUGAUCUUGUAUCGUUAAAGAGGGAGAAGGGUGUUCUCAGCAAGAUUCUGACUGGUCGACCUCUUUUUACAGCGGCUUUUGAGAAUAUUAUUUCAGAUGUAAGAAUAUGGAAGCUUUAUGAGACUCAAUAUUUGCUCAACUUGGUUAGUCUUGAAGUUCAGAAGUUGACCAAGUUUGAAAAUGAACUUACAACUAUAUACAAGAUUAACAAAUUGGAUGGAAGAAUCGAUUACUUGUCGAAGAAGAUUGAUGAAUCCAAUCAAAAGAUUGUUGACUAUGAAAAGGAGAUCAAGGAUAUCGCGGCAUAUAAAGGAGAGCCCAAACAACGCCACUCAUUCUUGGGUAUAUUUUAG
Molecule: messenger RNA, 2589 nt
Organism: Lodderomyces elongisporus
Lineage: Eukaryota; Fungi; Ascomycota; Pichiomycetes; Serinales; Debaryomycetaceae
Gene: YME2
Product: mitochondrial escape protein 2
Exons: 1
Coding region: 1-2589 (862 amino acids)
Cellular component (GO): mitochondrial inner membrane
Molecular function (GO): nucleic acid binding
Source: RefSeq, a predicted model, not a curated record